UUUUCGUCGUUUCCGCUAAAGCAAAGCUGUUGCUAGUGAGGUAGUUCACCGUCAAUUGAAUUGUGCAGCUAUUAAGACGCACUAGUUUCCACUCAACCUCACGUUGUUAUCAAUAUGGGGUCCUCCAAAAAACAUAAGGAAAAGGGACGCGAAAAAGACAAAGACGCAGAAGAUCGUCAUCGGGAACACAAAAAACACCGUCACAAGGACCGAGAAAGAGAUAAGGAACGGGAUGCCACCAGAGACAGAGAAAAGCGAAAACGGUCUAGGUCCAAGGAUAGAAGCGGACGCGGUACCGAGAAGGAAAGUAGAAGCAAAGCCGACAAGAGUACCGGGGAGCCCCGAGUCAAGAAAGAAAAGGUUGAGUCUGGAUAUGAGGCGAGCACAUCCACAGACAUUGGACCACAAUCUGCAAGUGGCGAUGCCUCCCUUAGCAUCGAGGAGACCAACAAAUUGAGAGCCAAGCUGGGUCUAAAACCCCUGGAACUAAAUGAAGCCAAGAAAGAGCUUGGUACCAAGGAGGAUCCGAAGGUGGCAGAGACGAUCAACCCCGUCACUAUCCGAAAGCAGAAGGACAUGAGGGAGAAACUAGCGGCUAUGAAAGAAAAACGCCUCCUGAAUAAGAAACUGGGGAAAGUGAAGACUCUAGCAGAGGAAGACUGGUUGGAUGACACCACUGCCUGGGUUGAGAAAAGCCGGAAGCUGGCCAAAGAGAAAGAACUGGCAGAGAAGCGAGAGAAACUUCUGGAGGAGAUGGACCAAGAGUUUGGUGUGAGCAGUCUGGUGGAAGAGGAGUUUGGACAGGCCAAGAAGGUAGCCUACAGUUCCAGGGACUUAAAGGGCCUUACAGUGCAGCACAAGAUGGAAUCAUUCAAUGAGGGGGAGACAGUCAUCCUCACACUGGAGGACAAAGGCGUCCUGGAGGAGAAAGACGACGUGCUUGUCAACGUGGGGCUGGUGGACAAGGAGAGGGCGGAGAAGAACGUGGAGUUGAAGAAGAAAAAACCGGAAUACAAACCCUACGAAGAGGAAGAGAGCGUCGAUGACAUGGCUGUGAUAAAGCCCCGCAUCGUACUGGGCAAGUAUGACGAGGAGAUCGACGGGGAGCAGAAAAAGAGCUUCCGGUUGAGUACCGGUGGCUUCGCUGAGGGGGAGAGGGAACUGCAGGCCAUCAGGGAGACCCUGCGCAGCCAGGCCCAGUCCCUGCAGAUGCCUGCUCUCAUGAUCGCCUCAGAGUACUAUUCACCCGGGGAGAUGGUGGGCUUUAAGAAGACCAAGCGACGCAUCAAGAAGAUCCGUAAGAAGGAGAAGGUGUCUCUGCCCGAUGAGCUUCGCCUGGACGACACGCGCAGUACCGACUUCGGCUCCAGGUCAAGGGGCCGCGGCCGCAAGCUGGAGGCCCUGGAGGGAGGGUCCGAGGGGAACAGCACCUCCAUCGACGUUCCCCAGCAGUCCGACGACGUCAGAACAGCCAACAUGGAAAUCAGUGACGAAGAGGACUUUGUGUCCCCGGAGCCGGCUGUGAUGGAGGAGGACGAGGCGGAGGCCGAGCUGCAGAAGCAGCUGGAGAAGCAGAGGAAACUGAAGCAGAAACAGCUGCUCAAAGACUCUGGAGAAAAGGUGGUGGAGCAGGUCAAGGUGCUCGGUGGGGAAGGUGACAACACUGACGAUCCUGACCGGAAGAACAAUAUCGUGUUCAAUGCCACCUCUGAGUUCUGCAGGACACUGGGGGACAUCCCCACCUACGGCCUCUCAGGAAACAGAGAGGACCAGGAGGACAUCAUGGAUUUCGAGCAGGAGGCGGAGAGAGAUGGCGCUGGGGGUUCCGACUCUGAGACGGAUGAGAAUGUUGGCUGGAGCAUGGUGAACCUGGACGAGGAGAUGAAACAACCAGACUUCUCCACGGCAUCCACCACCAUUCUGGAUGAAGAGCCGAUCGUCAACUCCGGGCUAGCUGCUGCCUUGCAUCUCUGCAAAAACAAGGGCCUCUUGGACACUCAGAUGCAGAAGAUAGCUCGCGUUAGGGCACCGAAGGGCGCCCUACCAAAUGACAAUUAUUGCAUUGAGGACAAAAUGACGAUAGACGACAAAUACAGCCGGAGGGAGGAGUACAGAGGCUUCACUCAGGACUUCAAGGAGAAGGACGCCUACAAGCCAGACGUCAAGAUCGAGUAUGUGGACGAAUCUGGCAGAAAGCUGACUCCAAAAGAGGCGUUCAGGCAGCUGUCCCAUCGUUUCCAUGGCAAAGGGUCUGGUAAGAUGAAAACAGAGAGGAGGAUGAAGAAACUGGAGGAGGAAGCCCUGCUGAAAAAGAUGAGCAGUAGUGACACUCCACUGGGAACAGUAGCUUUGCUACAGGAGAAGCAGAAAUCACAGAAAACACCCUACAUUGUCCUCAGUGGGAGUGGAAAGAGCAUGAAUGCAAACAACAUCACCAAAUGAGCUUGACAAGGAUGACCUUUCCUGUGUGGUCUCUCACUCUCACACGCAUACACACACACAUUUUAAGUUUGUUCUAAAUUGAAUCAAGUCGCUAUUGUUAUAUAUAAAGUGGAUUUGUUGUUUUGACCAAGGAUUUAUGUCUACAAUGCUUAUCAUUGUUGUAAUAAAGAAUUGACAGAA
Messenger RNA from Osmerus eperlanus (European smelt), 2622 nucleotides. RefSeq names its product spliceosome associated factor 1, recruiter of U4/U6.U5 tri-snRNP (gene sart1). Gene Ontology annotation, biological process: maturation of 5S rRNA; mRNA cis splicing, via spliceosome. Gene Ontology annotation, cellular component: U4/U6 x U5 tri-snRNP complex. The coding region runs from base 115 to 2442 and encodes 775 amino acids. The transcript is spliced from 20 exons. Lineage: Eukaryota; Metazoa; Chordata; Actinopteri; Osmeriformes; Osmeridae. The record is from RefSeq and is a predicted model, not a curated record.